Molecule: messenger RNA, 1488 nt
Organism: Venustampulla echinocandica
Lineage: Eukaryota; Fungi; Ascomycota; Leotiomycetes; Helotiales; Pleuroascaceae
Exons: 2
Coding region: 1-1488 (495 amino acids)
Biological process (GO): ubiquitin-dependent endocytosis
Cellular component (GO): plasma membrane; cytosol; cytoplasm
Molecular function (GO): protein-macromolecule adaptor activity; ubiquitin protein ligase binding
Source: RefSeq, a predicted model, not a curated record
AUGCCCCACAAAGUCAUCCCUUUCACCUUCUUUAGGUCGCAAUCGAGCCCGAGUCCUGUCACCCAUUCUGUCGACCUUCCAGCGCCAAAGAAGCCUUCACGACGACAAAAUUCAAAAUCAAAGCGCGCGUCUACUAGUCGCACGCCUUCUUCUUCCAAUUCCUCGUUGCGCUCAGAGAGAAGCUGGAAGAUGCCCGAUUCGCAGUCCCACAAGCGGCUUUCCUUCCCCAACAUCCAGCUCCAUGGCUACUCUCCCAAGAGCUCCUCCAAGUCAAUUACGCACCCCCCGCCAGCCGUGCUGAAUGUGGUGAUUGAGUCGCCGCCGUUGGUUGUCUACGGUCCUGCAUCUUCGAGCACCGGCGCAUUGCUGUCGGGCCAGCUAAAACUCAACAUCAAUGACGACUCGAUGGUAAUUGACUCGUUCGUCAUGAGGUUGGCUCUCGAAGUGACAAAUAAAAAGCCGUUUCACGCUCACUGUCAAGAGUGUAUGCAUCAGACCACCGACCUGAACUCCUGGACUUUCCUGCAAGGUCCAGCAACGUUAAAGAAAGGGGAGCAUAAUUUCCCAUUCAGCUUCCUCCUUCCAGGCCAUCUGCCUGCUUCCAUGAAGGGGUCGCUUUCUACCAUCAGCUACGCCCUCAAAGCCACAAUGUCUCCAAAGCACGGAGAAGUCCUCAAGCUCUCCCAACCCCUUGAUAUCAAGCGCGCCAUUUACCCUUCCGAAUUCCCUCGACACUCAAUCCGCAUUUUCCCUCCCACAAAUCUCACUGCGAAUUGCGAGCUUCCACCAGUCAUCCACCCGAUCGGUGAAACAACCGUUUCAAUGCGCAUGGAUGGGGUUGUGAAGCGGAAUUCCGACACGAAGACGCAGACGCACUGGAAGUUAAAGCGCCUGACCUGGCGUCUGGACGAAACGCAGAAGAACAUCUCGCCAGCGUGCCCAAAGCAUGCCGCGAAGCUUGGCAACGUCGAGGAUGGGAAGAAGGGCAUUGAACAUCAGGACACACGGACAAUCGGCACGGAAGAAAUCAAAUCUGGCUGGAAGGCAGACUACUCUACGCCUGAUGGUCGUAUCGAGUUGGAAUUCCCCUUUAGCGUUCGCGCGGGAUCGCAUCCGGUAUGCGAUAUGAAGGCCCAGGACGGGACAGAAGUCUCCCAUACGUUGGUUGUGGAGAUGAUCGUUGCGGAAGAAUUCGCGCCCAUCAAGAAGCCAACUCAGGUCACACCAACCGGGGCUGCGAGGGUUCUCAGGAUGCAUUUCAACAUUACGCUCACUGAACGCGCGGGCCUAGGCAUCUCUUGGGACGAGGAGCAGCCUCCACUCUACGAGAACGUUCCGGCAAGUCCUCCGGCAUAUGGAAACGCAGAUAUUUACGACGGGGAGCCGAUUCCAGAUUAUUAUGAUCUGAGUCCGCUUGAUGAUGGUAUUGAAGAUCCAGUCGCGAAUACCAUCCGUGACCAUGGGGAGGGUUCUUCUAGAACAUCCUAA